UCCCAAGUCCAUUAUUAAAGGCGAUGCAUUGCAUCUUCCCUCCGAUUAUACACAUAAAAUACUGGAUAAAGAGUAAAAUCUAGAGUGUAUUCAUUCUAUAAGAAAUUCUGAUAAUCCAUAUGUUUAGAGAAAGACUUUCAAGUUUUCUGCUCUUGCUUUAUAAUGAACAGCUUAUAGGAAUUUAAAAAAAGCAAUUGGCACCUUGCUUUUUAGGGGGGUAACAAUAGAAAAAGAAUGACUUUAUUGCCAAAAAGGACUUUAGACCAAAGUAUGCAAUAAAUCUUCUCUCCCCACCCAUUCCAAAAUCUGUCUUCAGUGAGUAGUUCAAUCAGUAUUUGUCAUGGUUGUUGCCUCCUUGAUUGAUCCAUUUUCAAUAUGAAACUGAAGUUUCCUUUUCAUGCAUAUCAUAUAUAGUGGCUAAGGGGCUGCUUCCUCUAAGAGGAAACCAGCUAAUUUGUUUCAUGCUCUUCAAAAGUGAUUAAGCAGAGAGGCAACAAGUGAAGGGUUGCUGCAAGUUGAAUCUUGAUUUAGCAUGUUUGCGAGCCAGAUCAGUAAAAACAUAAUGAAACUCCAGCCUUUACUGGCUGCUGUUGCUUUUCUUAUUCCCUUGCUGUCAAUUUUUCCUCAUGUUAUAGCUGAUCUUGAUUCCGAUAGACAGGCUCUACUCGAGUUUGCAAACUCUGUUCCUCAUAUCAGAAAACUCAACUGGAAUUUGGCUCUCCCAAUUUGCAAAUCUUGGGCUGGUAUCACUUGUAACAAAGAUGGAACCAGAGUUAUUGAAAUCCAUCUACCUGCUGUUGGACUUUUUGGUCCUAUCCCCGCUAACAGUAUAGGCAAGCUAGACGCUCUCAAGGUCCUAAGUCUAAGAGCCAAUUAUCUUAAUGGAAGUCUUCCUUCUGAUCUCCUUUCAAUUCCUUCCCUCCAGUCUGUCUACCUUCAGCAUAAUAACUUCUCUGGUGAUAUUCCUGUUUCUUUAUCUCCUCGACUUGGUGUACUAGAUCUAUCUUUCAACUCUUUUACUGGAGAAAUUCCCACCAUGAUCAAGAGCUUGUCGCGAUUAUCUGUGUUGAACCUACAGUUCAAUUCAUUGACAGGAGAAAUCCCCAGCCUUGACACCCUCAGGUUAAACCGCUUGAAUUUUAGUUACAACAUGCUAAAUGGCUCAGUGCCCAACUCCCUCCAGAAGUUUCCACUUUCAUCAUUCGUGGGAAACUCUCGUUUAUGUGGGACACCUCUAACUAGCUGUUCCUUGAAUUCUCCAUCACUUUCUCCAGCAGCAGAUAGCUUAUCUCCACCUGAAAGACCAAAGACUGUCAACUCUAAGAAACUAAGUACUGGAACCAUCAUUGCCAUUGCAGUUGUGGCUUCUUCGCUGAUAUUUCUCCUAGUUUUAGUUAUCUCCUUCUGCUGUUUGAAAAAGAAAGUAAGUGACAACACUAGCACGAUUAAAGAAAAGGUGGCACUGGCUAAUGGGGGAAGGAGCGAGAAGACUGAGGACUUUGGAAGUGGGGUACCAGAUGCUGAGAAGAACAAGUUGGUAUUCUUUGAAGGUUGCACUUACAGCUUCAAUUUGGAGGAUCUUCUUAGGGCUUCCGCAGAGGUUCUUGGUAAAGGGAGUUACGGAACAGCUUACAAAGCUGUCUUGGAUGAGGCGACGAUUGUGGUGGUGAAACGGCUGAGGGAAGUAGGUGCUGCUAAAAAGGAGUUUGAACAACAUAUGGAGAUUGUUGGAAGGGUUGGGAGGCACCCUAAUAUUGUGCCACUCCGCGCAUAUUAUUAUUCCAAGGAUGAGAAACUUCUUGUUACCGAAUACAUGCCUGCUGGUAGCUUGUCAGCCGCCUUACACGGUAAUAGAGGUAUUGGAAGAACUCCACUAGACUGGGAUACAAGAUUGAAGAUAUCUCUAGGAGCAGCGAAAGGAAUUGCCCACAUCCAUAUUGAAGGUGGUGUAAAAUUUACUCAUGGGAAUAUCAAGUCCUCCAAUGUACUUCUAACAAGAGACCAAGACGGAUGCAUUUCUGAUUUUGGCUUAACACCUCUAAUGAACUACAUACCAUUUAAGUAUAGGUGUGCUGGUUACCGCGCUCCAGAAGUGAUUGAAACGCGGAAAGGGACACAAAAAUCCGAUGUUUAUAGCUUCGGAGUUUUGCUCCUUGAAAUGCUGACAGCCAAAUCCCCUAUCCCAUUAUCAGGACAUGAUGAGGUAGUUGAUUUGCCUAGGUGGGUGCGGUCUGUUGUUAGAGAGGAAUGGACUGCUGAAGUUUUCGACAUAGAGCUGUUGAAAUACCAGAAUGUUGAAGAAGAAAUGGUGCAGAUGCUUCAGAUUGGACUUGCUUGUGUAGCAAAGGUGCCUGAUAUGAGACCUAGUAUGGGAGAAGUGGUUAGAAUGAUUGAAGAAAUUCGACAACCAGAAGGAGAGACAAGGCCUUCCUCUGAGGACAACAGGUCUAAGGACUCUAAUGCACAACCCCUGAUUUGAACCUAGUAAUUUAAUAAGUUGGUUUUUUUAUUCUAGAGUAAUUUAAGAAUGCAAUUUAUCUCCAUUGCCAGCUUUUGCAUGUUCUUGGACAUAUAAGUGCUUUUUAUCUUGAUGCUAUAUCCUGUUCUGGCCUCUGUAGAAACUCAUCAGCUCAAUAUAAAUGAGAACCUUUGUUUUUCUUUUAA
This is a messenger RNA of Nicotiana attenuata, 2664 nucleotides long. Its product is annotated as probable inactive receptor kinase At5g58300. NCBI's taxonomy places the organism in Eukaryota, Viridiplantae, Streptophyta, Magnoliopsida, Solanales, Solanaceae. The record is from RefSeq and is a predicted model, not a curated record. The transcript has 3 exons. Gene Ontology annotation, biological process: protein phosphorylation. The coding region runs from base 533 to 2479 and encodes 648 amino acids. Gene Ontology annotation, molecular function: protein kinase activity; protein binding; ATP binding.